This is a messenger RNA of Trichoderma atroviride IMI 206040, 825 nucleotides long. RefSeq lists its product as uncharacterized. Gene Ontology annotation, biological process: NAD+ biosynthetic process. NCBI's taxonomy places the organism in Eukaryota, Fungi, Ascomycota, Sordariomycetes, Hypocreales, Hypocreaceae. Gene Ontology annotation, molecular function: nicotinamide-nucleotide adenylyltransferase activity; nicotinate-nucleotide adenylyltransferase activity. The record is from RefSeq and is a predicted model, not a curated record.
AUGCCUCCCCCCGAGCCGAUCGCAUCACCGCCCGGAUACAAAUUCCCAGCGCAGAACCUGAAGCGUCGCUUGACACGGCCUGACAAGGUGCCGCUGGUGCUCGUCGCCUGCGGAAGCUUCUCGCCUGUGACGACUCUUCAUUUGCGAAUGUUUGAAUUGGCGGAGAAGUAUGUAAGGCAGAGUGACCCCGGCUUCGAAAUCGUUGGUAAUUACAUGUCGCCCUGCUCGGAUGCGUACCAAAAGGCAUCUUUAGCACCGGCCGACGACCGGAUUCAAAUGUGUAGCCUGGCCGUCGAUACAGACUCAACGGCCACCAUCACCAUAGACCCAUGGGAGACUGUACGCCUCGAUAAAUCAGGCAAGCCCCUCUAUAGCCCGACGGUAGAUGUCCUCCGCCACUUCGACCACGAAGUAAACAAUGUACUCGGCGGCAUUGAGACUCACGACGGCAUCUUCGUGAGGGCGCAAGUUAUGCUGCUCAUUGGGGCUGAUCUCGCCGUUACAAUGGCCGAUCCCAAAGUAUGGGAUCCUGCAGACAUUGACGUGCUGCUGGGCUACUACGGAGCAUUUGUUGUUGAAAGGCCCUCACAAUGCAGGACCCAGGAUGCGAUAGAGCCCCUCAAGAAAUACGACAAGAUCUGGGUAGUUCCAACAAUUAUCAACGAAGUAUCUUCAACACGAGUCCGUGCUCAAAUACAAAACGGAGAAAGAGUAGAAGAUAUACCCGAUUCCGUGUACAAGUACAUCAAGUUACACCAUCUAUACCAAAAGCAGCCCACAUCCAAUGGCACACCUAUCGAGAUACCCAACGGAAACUCAAACUAA